GGGGGGCGUUGUGUGUGUGGUUGUGUGUGUGUGUGUGUAUAUAUAUAUAUAUAUGAAUUGAACGCAUGCGCUGAAACUUGAAAUAAACCAAAUGAUCGAAGAUAUAUAUAAUAAAUAGUAUUGAAAAACACUAUUUAAAUUAAGAAAAACUGUAUUAUAUCAUAACUUUUACAAAGUUUCCACAAAAGAAAUUACGUAUAAGAUAUUUUGUUAUUAAUUAAGGUGAAAGUACUGCUAUAGUCUUGUGAGUGAAUACAGAAUUUACGUAUAUUACAUCAGUAUAGUAAUUUUUUAUAAAGCUAGGCUGAGCUGAUAAAGGUUAUGUGAAGUUGUGUUUUAUAAUUAUAUAAUCAUUUCUUUUAACAGAAACAAAAACGCGAAAAUAAUAACCACAGUAGUGUGAUUGCUUAUCAAAAAAAGGAGAAAUUUAUACAAUGCAAUCCGAUGAGAAAGAUAGUGACUUGAUGCCAAAAUUAGAUCUUGUAAGAGAUAAAAGUAAAUUAAAAUAUAGUGAUAUAAUAUAUAUGAAACAAGCAGAAGAAGCAGCUAUUCAAAGAGCAUCCCAAUAUGCAAAAAGACGUAACAAGUGUGCAAAAGCAGGUUUUGCUCUAGCUGGUUUAUCUUUAGGAAUUUAUCUGUAUACCAUAUAUGCUGUAAAACAGGAAACAUUUUUAAAUGAUCUAUAUGAACCCGAAAAAAUAAUUGAAAAACCUAGUUCAAAAGCUAACGUCGCUUAGAAUUAUUUGUAUUUGUAUCAUAUGAGACAUUACUCUUACCUACAUAUUAUCUAAAUACAAAUAAAAAGAGAACUAUGUCAACUCUAAGGUUACCACCUUUACCAAGUAUAAAAAAUUUGUUAAAAAUAUAUAAAUUGCGUGCAGUGAAACAGCUUUCUCAAAACUUUAUCUUAGAUCAAAAUUUGUCAGAUAAAAUAAUAAGAAAAACAGGAAAUCUCUCUGAUUGUCAUGUAUUAGAAGUUGGUCCUGGUCCUGGUGGACUAACUCGAUCUAUUUUAAAGCAUCAACCAAAUAAAGUAAUUGUCGUUGAAAAAGACAAAAGAUUUGAGCCUACGUUAGAAAUGUUGGCAGAUGCUUUUGCAGCGGUUAAUGGUAACAUGGAAAUUAUUUUUGAUGACAUAAUGAGAUUUAACAUGACUACUGUUCUCCCACGAACUGAAGCAAAAGCUUGGACAGAUAAAAGUCCAAGAAUUAGAUUAAUUGGUAAUUUACCAUUUAAUAUAUCAACACCUUUGAUAAUAAAGUGGCUACAUGCAGUUUGUGAAAAAACUGGCCCUUGGGAAUUUGGAAGAACUAGAAUGACAUUAACAUUUCAAAAAGAAGUUGCUGAACGAUUAGUAGCUGAACCAUCAGAUUUACAAAGAUGUAGAUUAUCUGUAAUGGCACAAGCUUGGACAAAACCAAUAUUACAUUUUAUUAUACCAGGUAGUUCCUUUGUUCCUAAACCGGAUGUUGAUGUUGGUCUUGUAACAUUUGCGCCUUUAACUGUUCCACGUACAAAACAUGAAUUUACAAUUUUUGAGAAAGUUACACGACACAUUUUUAGUUUUCGUCAAAAAUACAGUAUACGAGGUAUAGAAACAUUAUUUCCUCUAGAAUAUCGGAAAGAAUUGGGACAAAUGAUGUAUAAACUUUCUGAUUUGGACCCACAAACAAGACCAAUGCAACUUACAGUAGAGGAUAUUGAUAAACUUGUUAGUGCAUAUAAAUACUUAUUAGAAAAGCACCCAGAAAUAAGUUUUUAUGAAUAUCGUGCAUCACGCCGCAUAGUAUCAUUAUCCGAUACAAAGGAUAUAGAAGUCGUGGAAUGUACAGACUAAAAUUUGCCUUGAAAUCUUGUAAAAUAAACAUAAAUAACAAUAAUUUCAUUUUUGCUAUACUUUUUUAUGUUUACUUUUAUUCACAUAUAUCAUGAAUGUUUUAAUAAAUCAAAAGAAUUUAUAAAUUAUUUAAUAUUUAUACUGCUGUUAAUAAUUAUACGUGUAAAUAUUUUUGAAAAUAUGAUUCGUUCCAUUUGCCAGUCUCGUUAUCACAUUAAAUUUUAAUUUUACCAGGUUAACCUAUCAAUUUUAAAUCCGCAAUUACGUUAUUAAAAGUAAUUUAACAACUAUUAUUUUAAAUACUUCCACGAUUGUAACAAUUUUAUAUAUUUUCCAACUUAUAUCUUUUUCUCAUAGAAACACUAAAUAAUUUAUGAAUGCAAUAAUAAAGAAUUCGGUUAUAUUUUUUAUCGUAAAAAAUUAAAAAUCAUAAUUACAUUAAAAUACAUUAAUUUCAAUUUCAAGUAAUUUGCACGAGACCAGCUCUUUACAUUACAUUAUGUGUAUGUAUAUUGCUUGAAAAUAGAGUAUAAGAUGUAAGUAGUAAUAUACAAGAUACAUAACAUUUUGUACUAGUAAAUGUAUGUAUAAUAUUUUAAUAAUACAUAUAUUGUAAAGAUACAGAAGACACUGAAUAAAAGGAAGAAUUUGAACAUGA
This is a messenger RNA of Bombus huntii, 2495 nucleotides long. It is a transcript of the gene mtTFB1, whose product is annotated as dimethyladenosine transferase 1, mitochondrial. The transcript is spliced from 5 exons. Gene Ontology annotation, cellular component: mitochondrial matrix. NCBI's taxonomy places the organism in Eukaryota, Metazoa, Arthropoda, Insecta, Hymenoptera, Apidae. Gene Ontology annotation, molecular function: rRNA (adenine-N6,N6-)-dimethyltransferase activity; mitochondrial transcription factor activity. The record is from RefSeq and is a predicted model, not a curated record. Gene Ontology annotation, biological process: rRNA methylation; transcription initiation at mitochondrial promoter. The coding region runs from base 812 to 1837 and encodes 341 amino acids.